Henningerozyma blattae CBS 6284 is the source of this 912-nucleotide messenger RNA. It is a transcript of the gene VAM3, whose product is annotated as SNAP receptor VAM3. Gene Ontology annotation, molecular function: SNARE binding; SNAP receptor activity. The record is from RefSeq and is a predicted model, not a curated record. The coding region runs from base 1 to 912 and encodes 303 amino acids. The transcript has a single exon. Gene Ontology annotation, biological process: vesicle fusion; vesicle-mediated transport; intracellular protein transport. Lineage: Eukaryota; Fungi; Ascomycota; Saccharomycetes; Saccharomycetales; Saccharomycetaceae. Gene Ontology annotation, cellular component: endomembrane system; SNARE complex; membrane.
AUGUCGUAUGAUAUUGGAGCUCAUGUGAAUUUAAAUACCACUUCUUCCGAGGAUGAAAGUCAUUAUCACUCUAAAACUAAUGAUUCAUUUUCCUCUUCCAAUAACCAUACCAAUGAGUUCAAAGUGGGCUAUAAUGAAGUCACCGAGAAUAUAGAAACUUUGGCUCAUAAUAUAAAUAAUUUGAAAAGAAAAAUCAAUAUUGCAAGUGCUUCCACAGACAUUGGUAAAAAUAUCAAUGCUAAUGCAAGUAUUAAAUCUGAACUAGAGAUUGAUAAUCUGUUCAAACAAUCCAAUGAUAUCGAAAACUUCGUCAAUUUAAAUAUCAAUCGUUUAAUAAAUUUAGCAAAUUUCAACAAUUUAAAAAAUGAUUUUAAAAUAUUGAAGAAUGAUUUGAAAAGCUUAAAUCUUGAGUGGACUAAAAUAAAAAAUUUACAAAUAAAAUUGAGAAAGCAAUUAGAAAACCAAAAACCUAUUAAGAAAACAGUUGUAUCCACCACUACAACAACAGAUGGCAAUGGUUAUGUAUCGAUGAAUAUAAAUGAAGAAACCCCUUUAAUAAGGAGCGACUCUCAACGACAAUUACUACAGCAAACUGAAGCUGAUCCAAUAUUACAACAAGAAUUAGAUUAUCAAACAAUUAUAGAAACAGAACGAGCAGCAGAAAUAUCGAGAAUACAUCAUAAUGUAGGGGAAGUUAAUGCAAUAUUUAAACAAUUGGGAAGCCUAGUAACUCAACAAGGUGAGCAAAUUGAUACCAUCGAAGGUAACAUUGGACAAUUGAGAGAUAAUGCAGAAGCUGCUAAUACACAAUUACUACAGGCAGAGAAUCAUCAACGUUCAAGAAUGCGUUGCUCCAUUUGGGUAUUGAUAAUUCUGUUUUUUGUAAUAUUAUUCAUGCUACUAUUGGCAUAA